CGGGGACUGGUCCUGCCAAGCCGAGUGGCGGGAAAGGCUGUGGUCCCGCGCAUGAGGGCCGGGGUUCCGCGGGGAUCCUGAGCGCCGGCGGGGAGCGGGCCUCGUCAUUUCAGUCUCCACCUACCUUCUCUCUCUGUUGGCUGGCCCACAGAUGUAUGAACUUGUACAUGAUGAAUUGUGAACUUCUAGCCACAUGUAGUGCCCUUGGGUACUUGGAGGGAGACACUUAUCACAAGGAACCAGAUUGCUUAGAGAGUGUGAAGGAUUUGAUCCGCUACUUGAGGCAUGAGGAUGAGAUGCGAGAUGUGCGGCAGCAGCUGGGAGCAGCCCAGAUCCUGCAGAGUGACCUUCUACCCAUCCUUAUCCAACACCGCCAGGACAAGCCUCUCUUUGAUGCUGUUAUCAGGCUGAUGGUGAACUUGACACAACCAGCCUUGCUCUGUUUUGGCAGUGUGCCCAAGGAGCCUAGCUUCCGGCACCAUUUUCUGCAGGUGCUAGCUUACUUGCAGGCCUACAAAGAGGCCUUUGCCAGUGAGAAGGCUUUUGGAGUCCUCAGUGAAACCUUGUAUAAACUGCUGCAGCUGGGCUGGGAGGAACGGCAGGAGGAAGACAACUUGCUGAUUGAGCGGAUCCUGCUGCUGGUCAGAAAUAUUCUCCAUGUCCCAGCUGACCUUGAUCAGGAGAAGAGGAUCGAUGAUGACGCCAGUGUCCAUGACCAGCUUCUCUGGGCGAUUCAUCUUAGUGGCCUGGAUGACCUGCUCCUCUUCCUGGCCAGCUCGCCUGCUGAGCAGCAGUGGAGCCUGCAUGUGCUAGAGAUUGUCUCCCUUAUGUUUCGUGACCAGAACCCUGAGCAGUUGGCAGGAGUAGGACAGGGACACUUAGCUCAGGAGCGGAACACAGAUAUGGUAGAACUGGAGGCAUUGCGCCAGCGAGAGAUGGCAGAAAAGAAGACUCGAGCCCUUCAGCGAGGCAACAGGCAUUCUCGAUUUGGGGGCUCCUACGUUGUCCAGGGGUUGAAGUCCAUUGGGGAGAGGGACCUCAUCUUUCACAAAGGUCUCCACAAUCUCCAAAACUAUAGUUCAGAUUUGGGAAAGCAGCCCCGAAGGGUGCCUAAACGUCGCCAGGCUGCCCAGGAGCUGACCAUUCAGCGCCGCUCUGCCCUCAAUGUGAGACUCUUCCUCAGAGACUUCUGCUCUGAGUUCCUGGAGAACUGUUAUAACCGGCUCAUGGGCUCGGUGAAGGAUCACCUGCUUCGGGAGAAGGCUCAGCAGCACGAUGAGACCUACUACAUGUGGGCCUUGGCUUUCUUCAUGGCCUUCAACCGAGCGGCCUCCUUCCGGCCAGGCCUGGUUUCUGAGACCCUCAGUGUCCGUACCUUCCACUUCAUUGAGCAGAACCUCACCAACUACUAUGAGAUGAUGCUGACUGACCGCAAGGAAGCCACCUCCUGGGCACGCCGGAUGCACCUGGCUCUGAAGGCCUAUCAGGAGCUGCUGGCUACAGUGAAUGAGAUGGACAUGUCCCCGGAGGAGGCUGUGAGGGAGAGUAGCCGCAUCAUCAAGAACAAUAUUUUCUAUGUGAUGGAGUACCGAGAACUAUUCCUGGCACUCUUCAGAAAGUUUGAUGAGAGGUGCCAGCCCCGCUCUUUCCUUCGUGACCUGGUGGAGACCACCCACCUCUUCCUCAAGAUGUUGGAGCGGUUCUGUCGGAGCCGUGGGAACCUGGUAGUUCAGAACAAACGAAAGAAGAGAAAAAAGAAAAAGAAAGUUCUAGACCAGCCUGUUGCUUCUGGAAUUGUCCCCUCUAGCCCAGAGGAACUGGAGGCUGUGUGGCCAUCCAUGGCUGAGCAGCUACAAUGCUGUGCCCAGGGUCCUGAGCUCAGUUUGGACUCCACGGUUCCCUUUGAUGCGGCCUCAGAGGUGCCAGUGGAAGAGCAGCGGGCAGAAGCCAUGGUGCGGAUCCAAGACUGUCUCCUGGCUGGCCAAGCCCCACAGGCCCUGACCCUCCUUAGGUCUGCCCGGGAGGUAUGGCCAGAAGGAGAUGCGUUUGGCUCUCAAGAUAUUUCCCCAGAGGAAGAGAUCCAGCUGCUGAAACAAAUCCUCUGUGCCCCGCUUCCCCGGCAGCAGGGGCCAGAGGAACGAGGGGCAGAGGAAGAAGAGGAAGAAGAAGAGGAGGAGGAGGAAGAGUUGCAGGUGGUCCAGGUGUCAGAGAAAGAAUUUAAUUUCCUGGACUACCUGAAACGCUUUGCAAGCUCAACCGUCAUCCGAGCCUACGUGCUGCUGCUGCGGAGCUACCGGCAGAACAGUGCCCACACCAACCACUGCGUUGUCAAGAUGCUGCACCGGCUGGCCCAUGACCUCAAAAUGGAAGCCCUACUUUUCCAGCUCUCACUCUUCUGCCUCUUCAAUCGUCUGCUUAGUGACCCUGCUGCUGGGGCCUACAAAGAACUAGUGACUUUUGCCAAAUACAUCCUGGGCAAGUUCUUUGCAUUGGCUGCAGUCAACCAAAAAGCCUUCAUGGAGCUGCUGUUCUGGAAGAACACAGCUGUGGUUCGAGAGAUGACCGAGGGCUAUGGCUCCCUGGAUGGCGGAUCUGCUAGUCGCAGACACCCUGUGUGGAGCCCAGAGGAGGAGGCCCAGCUUCAGGAACUGUAUCACUCCCAUAAGGAUGUGGAAGGUCAGGAUGUGGUGGACGCCAUCUUGGCAAAUCUGAAUACUGUCCCUCGAACACGCAAGCAGAUCAUCCACCAUCUGGUACGGCUGGGACUGGCUGACAGUGUCAAGGACUUCCAAAGGAAAGGAACCCGUAUCGUACUGUGGACAGAAGAUCAGGAGAUGGAGCUGCAGCGGCUUUUUGAGGAGUUCCAGGACUCAGAUGAUGUCCUGGGUCAUAUCAUGAAGAACAUCACAGCCAAACGCUCACGGGCCCGAAUAGUGGACAAACUGCUGGCUCUGGGGCUGGUGGCCGAGCGGCGGGAGCUAUAUAAGAAACGCCGGAAGAAGUUGGCGCCCUCGAGUUUGCCUGAUGGAGAGGAGUCCCUGAAAGAUUUUUGCCAGGAAGAUCUGGAAGAAGAGGAAAACCUGCCAGAGGAAGAGAGUGAAGAGGAUGAAGAGAAAGAUGAGGGCUCAGAAACAGAACAAGCCCAGGGUAGCACAGUCCUUUCAACUGAAAAUCUUGGGCAAAGCCUACAUCAGGAAGGCUUUUCUGCUCCGCUCCUAUGGCUCCAGAACUGCCUGAUUCGAGUAGCAGAUGAUCGGGAAGCAGAUGGCUGCUCACAGGCAGUUCCGUUGGUGCCGCUGACAGAAGAAAAUGAAGAAGCAUUGGAAAAUGAACAGUUUCAGCAGCUGUUGCGCAAGCUAGGGGUUCGGCCUCCUGCCUCUGGGCAGGAAACCUUCUGGCGAAUUCCAGCCAAGCUGAGUCCCACCCAGCUCCGGAGAGUAGCAGCUUCCUUGAGUCAAUCAGAGGAAGAGGAAAAGCUUCAGCCAGGGCUAGAACCUAAAGUCCCUGCAGAACAAGGCCCUGGGGAGGAGCACCAAGAGGAUCAUCAAAAGGAGCAUCGAGCACAAGCACUGAGGGCCCUCCUGUUAGCCCGAAAAAAGAAAGCAGGCCUGGUGUCCCCAGAGGAGGAAGUGACUGCUGGUGAGAAAGAGCAGCUGAAAGUGGCCCCCAAGAAGCGACAGCUGCUGGACAGCGAUGAGGAGCAGGAGGAAGAUGAGGGCAGCAGCAAAGCACCAGAGUCGGGAGCUCCAGGAAUCCAAAAGAAGAAACGGUUUCACAUUGAGGAUGAAGAUGAGAACGACUGAAGAGCCAGAAGCCUGGGGAUAGAGAUAGACCUGUCUUUAGGUGGUGAAUUUAAAUCAGAGUAGGGAGCUCACACAGGACCCAGAAACUCCUCCUUCUGACAGAAGCAGUGGAGUCCUGGGCUUCCCGUGGAUUUAGGGUCUGGGAGGUUCAGGCAACAGUGUUGGACUCCUCUACAGUCACUUCUUGCUUCUCCCAGUUUUAUCAGUAUGCCUCAGUAGCUCUCUGGAGACUUACUCCUCUUCUUCUAGGAACCAUUUCUUUGGUUUAUUCAUGCCCCUUAGCAAAAGAGAGGAGCAGGUGAAAUAUAGAAGGCAACUUAGACCCCUCUUAUAGGUCUGUUCUUCUUGGUUUUCUGCUGGACGUGGGUCACAGCAUCAGAUGGGGAGCUUUGUGACAUGAUUGGUGGGGGUGUUGCACCAUUUUUAAAAGGCACCAGAUGCUCCCAUCCUCAUUUUCUUUCCUAUGAUCACCUCCUAGACACCAGAUUGAGCCCAAUUCCUGCAGUCCAGGUAGGGUUGGGAUGCAGUACUCUCCAGAUGAUGAAUGUGUUUGGUUUGCGUUUGGUGUUGAAUUAAACAUGUAAAAUUACAAGUU
Molecule: messenger RNA, 4398 nt
Organism: Ceratotherium simum simum (southern white rhinoceros)
Lineage: Eukaryota; Metazoa; Chordata; Mammalia; Perissodactyla; Rhinocerotidae
Gene: TIMELESS
Product: timeless circadian regulator
Biological process (GO): replication fork arrest; DNA replication checkpoint signaling; DNA repair
Cellular component (GO): replication fork protection complex
Molecular function (GO): DNA binding
Source: RefSeq, a predicted model, not a curated record